AUGACAGCGCCUGUAUUACCAAAUCAUUUCAAUGAUUUAUUAGAUAUCUCCGAGGUGCCCACUCCAAAAUGGCAACAAAUUACGCGAGACGAUAGACCAAUCACAAUAGCUAGAUUGAAGUUGCCUCAUCCGCGCGAAAAGCACACGUUCGUACUCAGGAGAUACGAUUGCAAUGGAAUAUCUUUCGGAUCGCUCUUCAAGGCCGCGUUCCCAUACGCUACUGAUGAGGAGGAGAAGAAUGAGUUUGACUACGUGAAGAAAAACUACGAUGUGAUGUUGGUGCCUACUGAGGAGUACAGAGACACGAAGCUUGCUAAGCUCGCUGGAUUUUGGAUUCCAAUUGAAGUUGCUCAGAAACUCGGUAAACGCUACGCUAUGGAGGAUUUCUUAGAAGCGCUUAUUAAAGCAGACAAACCAGACUUGACAGAUUUCAAGAAACGCUCUUCAAACAGACAAGCCUCAGAGGAUGCUAAGAGCUCUCCAGCCAAAGCUCAGGCUUCUUUGGAAUCACCAGCCAAGUCAGCUACAAAGAUACCAACACCAACUAAGAAUCCGGCUCCUAGGAGAUCAGCUAGACAUCAAUCGAGAUCACCAUCACCAUCACCCCUGACUCACAACCUCACCCCAGGCAAGAAGAAGGCAAAGAAGGCACCAAAGGAGGCAGUCAUUGAAGAGAGUCUCGAAGAAACUGUUACCACAAUCCAGCCUCCAUCGCCAAUGAUGCAUCAGUCUUCACCCGUGCAUGAACAGCCAUCCUCUAUGCACGACCAACAACAGCCACAGCAGCAGCAAUCAUCACCAGUACACCACCCAGCACACCAACCAGUGCUUCACCAGUCAUCACCACUCAAAGCUGCUCUCAACGAUGACCAAGUACUUGCUGAUAUCGAAAGGGCAAAGGACUUGGUGGAUGAUAUUAAGCAGUCCAAACAGUUGGCUCAAGGCAGUCCAGUAAAGGUGUCUGGUGAGGAAGUGGAAGUUACUGUUCAACAACCAACCGUCUUUACAAGCACCUCCGAUCAAGGUGAAGGUGAGGGUAAGAGAAAGCGCGAGUUGGAAGAUGAGACUGGAAACGAGAUCAAGGUUGUGUCGUUCGGACAGAACCCACCUGCAAACGCUGAGGAGAUACAAGAAAGACCAAUUGUACAGCGUAGAGGUGUUGCUGCUGCAGUUGGAGCUUUUGCACUUGGUUUCGGUUUUGCAGCCAGCAAUAUCCUUCCAAGGUUCUUGUUUUAA
Wallemia ichthyophaga EXF-994 is the source of this 1236-nucleotide messenger RNA. Its product is annotated as Bouquet formation protein 4. Gene Ontology annotation, molecular function: DNA binding. The coding region runs from base 1 to 1236 and encodes 411 amino acids. Gene Ontology annotation, biological process: meiotic attachment of telomere to nuclear envelope; mitotic telomere tethering at nuclear periphery. Gene Ontology annotation, cellular component: nuclear membrane complex Bqt3-Bqt4. Lineage: Eukaryota; Fungi; Basidiomycota; Wallemiomycetes; Wallemiales; Wallemiaceae. The record is from RefSeq and is a predicted model, not a curated record. The transcript has 4 exons.